This is a messenger RNA of Aplysia californica (California sea hare), 1205 nucleotides long. RefSeq lists its product as uncharacterized. Lineage: Eukaryota; Metazoa; Mollusca; Gastropoda; Aplysiida; Aplysiidae. The coding region runs from base 265 to 840 and encodes 191 amino acids. The transcript has 3 exons. The record is from RefSeq and is a predicted model, not a curated record.
CUUGAAACUUUGGCACUAGAUCAGAUCACUAAGAAUGUGAGUUGGCCCGCUAUCUGUUUGGACGUGGAAUCAUCUAACUUGGAAAGCGUGUGUGUGGUGUGGCAGUGUGGUGCCUAGUAGUAGUAGUAGUAGUAGUAGCAGUAGUAGAUCUUGUGUAAAUCUGUGUAGAAGAGAGACGACAACACUUUUAGAUCUUGCCAACGUUUUAACAAAGAUUCUGUUAGCCUAUGUGCAAUCUUUGGUUUUAAAGACACAACAUCGAACAUGGAUGAAAUUGAUGACAGUGUGUACAUUGAGUUUUUUAAAGCCCACCCAUGUUUGUGGAAUCCGUUAGAUCCUGGAUAUUUGAAAGAUGAUCUGAGGCGGAAUGCACUUCAAAGAAUUCUUAUACAAACGAAAAGUCCGGUUACAGACAAUAAUGUUUCUGCCUUGAAGAAAAGGUUCAGCUCUUGGAUUACUGGGUACACAAACGAGCUCAAGAAAGUGAACCAGGAUCCUUUAAAAGCAUACACGCCUGCAUGGGACAAAUAUAACAGUUUGGAUGCGUUUUUAAACCCUCUUUUAAUUUUACAACGGAAGAUCCCAACACGUCCAGCCAACAGCAAGGUAACUGCAAAACGUUCCCGACCCAGCCAAGGUGCGUCUCAUUCUUCAUCGGACAGAAAAACGCCCCGGAAAAAGAAGAAACUGAAUCCCAGUACGGCAGCAACCCCGGAAACUGUAUAUGCACGCUUUGGACAAUAUAUUGCCACUACUCUUGACGUGUUUAAUCACGAUGACGCCGCCACAGCUGUAGAAGAAAUUCAAGCGGUUAUUGCCAAAUAUGUGAUGAAGGGAUGACCCCUCACAGUGGCAGACUACUGCUUCUAUCAGUUGGCAGUCACAACAUACUAAUAGAGCUUUUUUACAUUGUACCUGCUUAACAAGAUUUACAACAGAGAUGUGAUCGCAUUCAUGAAAGUAGAUUGUAGUCUUCACAAAAAGUUCAGGACCACUUGCAAAAGUGCGCUGAAAAUAAAAACCAAGGAAUCAAAUUAACCCUUCUUUGCCAUGCAUUUAAUUCAUCAAUCCAUAAGUGCAAAAAAGAAAUUUCAUCUCAAUCGAAACCGAAAUGCGUAAUUCUCAGAGCUCAAAAGGGACACACCCUCAAAAUCGAAAGUCACAAAAGAAAGGAUCUCAAAAAGUCUCAGCAAAAUAAAAAAAAA